Messenger RNA from Lactuca sativa (garden lettuce), 743 nucleotides. The record is from RefSeq and is a predicted model, not a curated record. NCBI's taxonomy places the organism in Eukaryota, Viridiplantae, Streptophyta, Magnoliopsida, Asterales, Asteraceae.
AGGAUGAGUAGGAGUAGUAGACAGUAGUCUUCUCAUUAUCCCCACUUAUCAUCACACUUCCUUUCGACCUCAUUUCCUCCUCAUCCUACUUGUCUUUUCUUUUUGCUAAAUACUCAAAGGUUGCAUGGUUUCCAUACCUUCUUGAUUCUUUUUUAUUUUCUCAGUGGGUAUUGAUUCUUUACAUAAUAUUGUCCUAUAAGAUCAAAUUUUCAAAAAGUUUGGAUCUUUUUUGUGGGUUUGUGUUUGCGACAUCAAUGAUUUGAGGGUUUUUGGGAGAUGGGAAAGAAGAAGAUGCCAAUGAAAACAAAAGAACUAUCGUUAGCCAUGGCAGAAUCAUCAUCAGUAAUUGGAGAGGUACAAGUGGAACAACAACAGGGACAACUUAUUACCCCAAGAAAGAGAGGCAGGCCUAGGAAAAUAGUGGAUAAAAGUGAAGAAGAUGAUGAAGAAAGUUUGCAAGAAGAGAUGGAGUUAAAGAAAGCAAAGUCAAAUGAAGAGUUGGUCAAAAAAGAAGAUAAAGAACCAUCGUCUCCUACUACUACUACUAUUGCUGCUAACAAGGAUCAACCCAGAAGAAGCAGAAGAAAAAGCAAGCCAAGAAAAAGUUGCUAGAACUUUGUAAAAUUCAAAAUAAUGAAAAAAAAGACUUCCCUUCAAUUAUUUUGUCAAAAGGAAGCUUGGGAAUUGUAAUUUAAUUCUAAUGUUUGAUUUAUGUUGACGAAGAUUUCUGGUUUUUUCUUUAA